Messenger RNA from Arabis nemorensis, 1812 nucleotides. NCBI's taxonomy places the organism in Eukaryota, Viridiplantae, Streptophyta, Magnoliopsida, Brassicales, Brassicaceae. The record is from the annotation of a GenBank genome assembly.
AUGGCUCUGAAGAACUUGAGAGCAAACCGGAAACUGCUGUUGUCUCCAUUGCUGAUAACGCCGUUGCUGAAUCUUCAGGUAAUCGAAGCGGAAAUGGCUGGAUUGGAUUGUACUGGUAGUAAAAGCUUUUCUAGAGUAUGGACAAUGCCUGUGGAAGGUUCUUCAAGCAGUGAUAGGGCAGAAUCAUCAUCAUCAACAGGUCCUAGGUUAGAUAAAUCAAAGACUGAGAGACAACAAAAAGUUACUCACAUUCUUGCCGAGGAUGCCGCAAAGAUUUUCGAUGACAAAAUCUCUGCAGGGAAGAAGCUUAAAUUGCUGAACCGUAUAGCUACUGUGAAACAUGAUGGGACUGUUGAGUUUGAAGUUCCAGCAGAUGCUAUCCCACAACCUAUUGUUGUAGGCCGUGAAGAAUCGAAAAACGGUGUUUCCCCUGAUGAGUCUAUUGAUGGGGUAGACUUACAGUACAUUCCUCCUAUGCAGAUUGUGAUGCUAAUUGUUGGCACACGAGGAGAUGUUCAACCUUUUGUUGCAAUAGCCAAACGGCUUCAGGACUAUGGGCAUAGAGUUAGACUUGCAACUCAUGCAAAUUUUAAAGAGUUUGUUUUGACUGCUGGGCUGGAGUUCUAUCCUUUAGGCGGAGAUCCGAAAGUGCUAGCCGAAUAUAUGGUUAAGAACAAGGGAUUUUUGCCAUCAGGCCCUUCAGAGAUCCCAGUUCAACGAAACCAAAUGAAGGACAUCAUAUAUUCUCUACUUCCAGCAUGUAAAGAACCUGAUCCAGAUUCUGGGAUUUCCUUUAAAGCUGAUGCAAUUAUUGCCAAUCCUCCAGCAUAUGGACAUACCCAUGUGGCAGAAGCGCUGAAGAUACCGAUUCAUGUAUUUUUCACCAUGCCAUGGACGCCAACCAGUGAAUUUCCACACCCCUUGUCACGUGUCAAACAACCAGCAGGAUACAGACUUUCGUAUCAAAUCGUCGACUCAUUGAUCUGGCUUGGGAUAAGAGACAUGGUGAAUGAUCUUAGGAAAAAGAAGUUGAAGCUACGGCCUGUUACUUAUCUAAGUGGAACACAAGGCUCUGGCUCUAAUAUACCGCAUGGAUAUAUGUGGAGUCCUCAUCUUGUCCCAAAGCCAAAAGACUGGGGGCCACAAAUUGAUGUAGUGGGAUUUUGCUUCCUUGAUCUUGCAUCAAAUUAUGAACCUCCUGCAGAACUUGUGGAAUGGCUAGAAGCUGGUGAUAAACCCAUUUAUAUCGGCUUUGGUAGUCUUCCUGUGCAAGAACCAGAGAAAAUGACAGAGAUCAUUGUGGAAGCACUUCAAAGAACCAAACAGCGAGGAAUUAUCAACAAAGGCUGGGGUGGCCUUGGAAACUUGAAAGAACCCAAGGACUUCGUUUACUUGUUGGAUAAUGUCCCACAUGACUGGUUAUUCCCGAGAUGCAAGGCUGUGGUGCAUCAUGGUGGUGCUGGAACAACGGCUGCAGGUCUUAAAGCAUCGUGCCCAACUACGAUCGUGCCCUUCUUUGGAGACCAACCUUUUUGGGGAGAACGAGUGCAUGCUAGAGGAGUAGGUCCUGCACCGAUCCCUGUGGACGAAUUCUCACUUCAUAAGCUUGAAGAUGCCAUAAAUUUCAUGCUUGACGAUAAGGUGAAGAGCAGUGCAGAGACGCUAGCAAAGGCGAUGAAGGACGAGGAUGGUGUUGCUGGAGCCGUGAAGGCCUUCUUUAAACAUCUACCGAGUAUGAAAGACGAUCUUCCGGAUCCGAUUCCAGAACCUUCUGGAUUUCUCUCUUUCAGAAAAUGCUUUGGCUGUUCGUAG